Molecule: messenger RNA, 1130 nt
Organism: Mercenaria mercenaria
Lineage: Eukaryota; Metazoa; Mollusca; Bivalvia; Venerida; Veneridae
Exons: 7
Coding region: 89-688 (199 amino acids)
Source: RefSeq, a predicted model, not a curated record
AACAUUGACGCCGCUCACUAGCAACGGCAGAUCCUUGAGGCGAAGCGGCAACAAUAAGCUAUUCCAAUUAUUUCAUCAUGAAAUAAUAAUGCCUAAAGAAAGCACUGGGUGUUUUGCGUGGAUUGUGAGCUUCAAGCAAUCAUGCGACGAACGGUGGGCAAGAUUCAGAAAUCGACUCCGCCGACGAUUUUAUGCUCGGAGAGGUCAGAGAAUAGACCCAUCAACAAUUGUAAACGAAACUGGUACCAGAGACAUGGUUAUCAGUAAAAGUCCUUACAAGACAAACAAAGUACUACCAGAAAACUUAGUAGCUCCAAAGACAACAGUGACAGAAUAUUCUGUAGCUGUAGGAAGUGUAGCAGCUACAGGACUUGAUGACGUCUUUGAAAAACUAGUCGGAGAAUACGUUUCCGGUAUUAUAAUCAAAGCUGUAGACACUUUGAGGCUGGAGAGGUGGACCCCGCUGAGCAGCACAAAUGUCACUGUAGAUAACUCUGCAGACAGAGUAUCUUUGUCGUCCAGUAUCGUUAGCCAAAUCGCCGACAUAGCGGUGGCAGAAAGCCUAUCUAAUAUUUUGUUAGACACAAACAUAAACCAGUCCGCCAUUCGCAAAACUAUCAAAGAAUUUAUGGAAGUCUUUGGAAUUGUUGGCGGAGAAGUUUGCGACCAACCUACUGUCAGUGAAUGAUUGUUGAAAAGGGAGGCUACAAGACAAAGGGAGAUUACAAGACAACUGUACUUUUAGUUUAGAUUAAGCCUUUUUUUAUUAUCAUUAUUAUUAUUAAUAGUGUGUAUGCAUUUUCAUCUGUUUUAUGAGGUUCUGAAUUUUAUUUUUUGCAAUAAAGUUCAUAGAUACUUCAAAAAAGUGUUUUUCUGCUAGUGAACCCCAAACUAGGCUUGACAUGUACCAGGUUUGGUAGGUAUAGUUCAGCUGAAAUUAAGUGUAACUGCAUCUUUUUGCCUGGUUAUCAAACUUUUACGAGACAGUAUGCCCAUAAAAAUUGCAAGUUUGGUUACCAUUGGAUACGAACUAAUCAAGGUAGAGAACGGGAACUGUCAGUUUUCUCAAUUUCUAGUAAUUCACGGACCAUGACGUCACAGCGACUGUGACAAUCAGGGCUGUUACAUAU